AUGGACAUCCUCAAAGUGCUCUCGCGCGGCAUCAAGCAGGCCCCCAAGGGCGCCAAAACCCCAGGCACCUCCACCUCCACCUCCACCGUCAACCUCCCCUCCGCCGGCAACCGCACGAACCCCCAGCUCUUCCACGAUCCCGUACCUGCAGCGCCGGCGCGGGGCAGCAAGAGGAAGCGCGCCAAGCACGACGUCGAACCAGAGCCCGAGGCCGGCCACGACACCGACCUGCCCGACGUCGACUUCUUCGCCUCCAAGCCAGACCCCGCCGAAGACGACAGCGAUGUCGCCGCCGAACCCGCACCCGUCAAGCCCGCAGCGGUGCAAGCCUCGCCCAUCAAGCCCGCCACGCUCCUCAGCGACGACGAGUGCCGCCAGAUCCUCCGCUCCCACCGCCUCAAGCUGACCCUGCUGUCGAGCCGUCGCAGGAAGGAACCCAAAGUGACCAAGAGCAAGAGCAACAAGAAGAAGAAGAAGGUCGCCGUCGAGGUCAAGGACGAACCGCUGCAGCUGCACACCCAGCCGCUGGCCUCGUUCCGCGACCUCCAGACCGUCUACGCCAUCGCCCCGAAGCUGGCCGAGAACCUGCAGCAGGAAGCCUACAAGGUCCCGACCGAGGUCCAGCUGGGCAGUCUGCCCAUUCUGCUGCGCCCGACGCUGGCGUUCGGCAAGGUCCCCGAGAGGAAGGAGAUCGGGGACAGCACGAAGGGGGUCCAUUUCCUGGCCGUGGCGCCGACGGGAAGCGGCAAGACCAUCAGCUUCUUGAUCCCGGCCAUCGACGGCAUUCUGCAGAGGCGAGCGGCGCGGGACGACGGACCCGAGCACGAGCUGCAGGCCAUCGUUGUCGCGCCGACGAGGGAGCUUGUCUUCCAGAUCGUCAACGAGGGCCGCAAACUCGCCCUCGGCACCGGCAUCAAGAUUGCCGGCAUGAGGAAGGACCUGCGCCUGCCGCACGAGGAGGUGGAAAGGCCUGCAGGGGACAGCCAAGAUGACGAGGCGACGGGUGAACAGGACGGCGAGGAUGCAGACGAGGCGGUAUUGAGCGACAAGGACGCGGAAGCCAGCGACAAGGAAGACUCGGAAGCGAGCGACAAGGACGCCGAAGCGAGCGACAAGGACGCCGAAGCCAGCGACAAGGACGCCGAAGCCAGCGACAAGGACGCUUCGGACGAGGAAAGCGAGGAUGGAGGGGAAGACACGUCCAAGCCCGUCAGCAAAGCCGACAUACUCGUGACAACGCCCGCACUUCUCCUGCACUACCUCACCAAAGGCUCCUCCAAGACGCACAAGACCCUUUCUUCGGUACGGUCCCUGAUCCUCGACGAGGCAGACGUCCUGCUCGACCCCCUCUUCCGCGAUGCCACGACGGGCGUCUGGUCGGCCUGCACCAACCCGGACCUGCGCAUCUCCUUCUGGUCCGCCACCAUGGGCUCCAACAUUGAGACGCUCGUCACGGAAAUGCUCGCCGAAAAGGCAUCAACGAGCCCCCUGGUCCGCCUCGUCGUCGGCCUCAAGGACACCGCCGUGCCCAAUAUCACCCACAAGCUUAUCUACACCGCCUCCGAGCAGGGCAAGCUUCUCGGACUCCGCCAGCUCCUCCACCCCACCUCGGGCGACGAGUCCGGCCCGCCUCUGCGCCCUCCCUUCAUCGUCUUCACGCAGACCAUCGAGCGCGCGUCGGCCCUCGCCGAGGAGCUCAAGUACGACAUUCCUCUCGCCGCCGGGGGCCCCGCCCGCAUCGCCGCGCUCCACAGCGGCCUCACCGACGCCGCGCGCGCCGGCAUCAUGCGCCGCUUCCGCGCCGGCGAGGUCUGGGUCCUCAUCACGACCGACGUCCUCGCCCGCGGUGUCGACUUUGCCGGCGUCAACGGCAUCAUCAACUACGACAUUCCCGGCUCGACGGCCGCCUACGUGCACCGCGCCGGCCGAACCGGCCGCGCCGGCCGCGAGGGCGGCGUCGCCGUGACGUUCUACACCAAGGAGGACAUACCCUUCGUCAAGACGGUCGCCAACGUCAUUGCCAUGAGCGAGAAGCAGGCCGGCAAGACGGGCGACGCCGCCGGCGUGCAGAAGUGGCUCCUUGACGCCCUGCCCGACGUCAGCAAGGACGACCGGAAGAAGCUCAAGGAGAGGGGUGUCGAGUCGAGGCGCACGGGCGGUGCGGAGGCCAUGAUCACGUCGCAGAGCGGCUGGGAGCGACGAAGGGAGAACAACCGCAAGGGUGCCAUCGAGGGCAGCAAGCUGCGGAAGAAGCAGGAGAAGAAGAAGGCUGGCGGGGAGGGCGAAUGGGGUGGUAUCGACGACUGA
This is a messenger RNA of Verticillium nonalfalfae, 2307 nucleotides long. It is a transcript of the gene ROK1, whose product is annotated as RNA-dependent ATPase rok1. The record is from RefSeq and is a predicted model, not a curated record. Lineage: Eukaryota; Fungi; Ascomycota; Sordariomycetes; Glomerellales; Plectosphaerellaceae. Gene Ontology annotation, cellular component: 90S preribosome. The transcript has a single exon. Bases 1 to 2307 code for a protein of 768 amino acids. Gene Ontology annotation, biological process: maturation of SSU-rRNA. Gene Ontology annotation, molecular function: ATP binding; nucleic acid binding; RNA helicase activity.